Messenger RNA from Talaromyces marneffei, 525 nucleotides. RefSeq lists its product as uncharacterized. Bases 1 to 525 code for a protein of 174 amino acids. The record is from RefSeq and is a predicted model, not a curated record. The transcript has 3 exons. Gene Ontology annotation, biological process: proteasome assembly. Gene Ontology annotation, cellular component: cytoplasm; nucleus. Lineage: Eukaryota; Fungi; Ascomycota; Eurotiomycetes; Eurotiales; Trichocomaceae.
AUGUCUCUCCGCUUCACCCCCGCGACAUCCCACGCCUCCUACACCGACAAUAACACUGGCCGCAAAUAUGGUUCUAAUAUCACAGCGCCCCAUCCCAGCAAAGGCGCCCCUUCAGCUCCCGGUCUCCCCGACACCCUCCGCAACAACAUUACCCUGCAAGCGCCCCGCGGCUCUCCCAGCUCCAACGCCAACAACGUCCCUACAUCCGCCCAUCCGCUCGAAGCUCGUUUACUGGCAUGGCGCGAAACCCAGGAUGCAAUGAAAAUGGAAGGUCUCCGUCGGGUAUACGGCAUGGCAGAACCCAUUCGUCGAGGAAUGGAGCUCAAGAUUGUGCGGGAUAGUAGCUUUACGCCUAUGAUGCUUGGUGGACCGCGUCGGAAUGGUGGGAAUUUGCAUGAGGAUAUUUUGGUUUUGGGGGGCAGGGAUGCAGAGAUUGGGUGGGAGGAUGUUUUUAACGGAGAUGAGUUCCGUGAACCACCCAGUAUUCAUGAUGAGAUGGAGAAGAGACUUAAGAUGGAUUGGUAG